AUGACGCCACCAGCGUUGCUUUUACUUUGCUUCUCGCUGUUUUUUCCGUUCUCUCGCAUCUCGGGGUCGCCGACGUACACGCCCCGACCACUCGUGAUAUGGCACGGCCUCGGUGACAGCUAUGCGUCUGCAGGGAUGCUCGAGUUCAUAUCGCUCAUCAGGGACAUGCACAAAGGCAUAUACGUUCAUUCGGUCUACCUUGACAAGGACUUGGAACAAGAUCAGCGCGCUGGCUGGUUUGGCAACGUCAAUGAACAAGUGGAGAAGGUCUCUGAACAGCUCGCAGAUGUUCCAGAACUUCAAGGAGGGUUCGAUGCUAUUGGAUUCUCACAAGGUGGUCAAUUCGUGCGCGCAUAUGUGGAGAGGUACAACUCUCCACUAGUGCAUAAUUUGAUUACAUUCGGUUCUCAGCACAUGGGCAUAUCUGAUAUUCCUCUCUGCCGUCCCCUCGAUAUUGCAUGUCAACUGGCUCGCCGAGCCGCCCGAGGCGGGGUCUAUACGGAGUGGGCUCAGUCAAAUCUCGUUCAGGCACAAUACUAUCGCGACCCUGUCCAACUGGAGAGGUACCUGUCCUCCAAUCACUUCCUCGCUUCCAUAAACAACGAGGUUCCCGACACGGCUAAUAGCACGUACUCGGACAACCUCCUGUCACUGCAUAAGCUUGUGCUCGUGGUCUUCUCUGCGGACAAAACUGUAGUGCCGAAGGAGAGCAGCUGGUUCGGAUCGUAUGCUCCACAAGACGACGACCUCAGCGAGAAAACUAUCCUUCCGAUGCGCCUGCAGCCCCUAUACGUGGAGGAUUGGAUCGGGCUGCGGACGCUGGACGAGCGGGGAGAUGUCCUCUUGGAAACAUGCGAGGGCGAGCACAUGCAGCUCUCGACUGGCUGUUGGAAGCCGUUUGUCCAGAAGUAUGUCGGCGGUCCCGUUCAGGUGGAUGAAUUCGGGAGCGUGUUGGCGGUGCAGUAG
Sparassis crispa is the source of this 966-nucleotide messenger RNA. RefSeq names its product alpha/beta-hydrolase. Bases 1 to 966 code for a protein of 321 amino acids. The record is from RefSeq and is a predicted model, not a curated record. Gene Ontology annotation, molecular function: thiolester hydrolase activity; palmitoyl hydrolase activity. The transcript is spliced from 4 exons. Gene Ontology annotation, cellular component: lysosome. Lineage: Eukaryota; Fungi; Basidiomycota; Agaricomycetes; Polyporales; Sparassidaceae.